This is a messenger RNA of Lecanosticta acicola, 1464 nucleotides long. The record is from the annotation of a GenBank genome assembly. NCBI's taxonomy places the organism in Eukaryota, Fungi, Ascomycota, Dothideomycetes, Mycosphaerellales, Mycosphaerellaceae.
AUGCCCGCCGCAAGAAAGCGCAAGGCCGCUGCCAUUGAAGAUCAACAAGGCGGUAAACAAACAAAGUCGGCCAAGACGCAGAGGAGCAUUAAUGCCUUUGGCACGGUCAAGAAGCAGGGCGCAACUACAUCAGAUGAAAACAAGGAGAAGCGAGAUCCUCUACGCGAGUCGGUCCAGGCUCCUGCAGCCGCCGCGAAGCCUGCGCACAAAUCAGAGGAAAAACGGAAGCGAGAGAUAGACGAAGACACAGACGAUGAGAUUGUCGUCGCGCCGGCUCAGCCUCAGCUGAAGAAGCAUGUCGAGCAAAAGGUCGCUCCUUCUACUCCUCGUCAUAAACGUGUAAAGGAUGUCAUCCCGCCCUCUCCAGCAGAGACACCCUCCCGUGCCGCUGCCACUCUUUUCGACAGACUCAGGAUUGGCUCGAAAACCGCCGCUAUCCCCUGUGCGCUCUCGAGUCGGGAACCAGCUCUCGACACUCCUCCGAAUACACCGCCAAAGGCCAAAGACAAGAUCAAUCUCACCCUACCGUCCGAGCUCAAAGACCUGCAGGGCUUGUAUGCAUCAUUCUUGACCUCGCUCGCCAUCUACUACGCACACAAUGGCACAUCUUCUCCCGUCGACAUCAAUGUAUUCCUACCGAUAGUCACGAAAUCCUGGAAGAAGCGUGCCGUAAAGCUUCAAGACAUCCAGCGUCUUCUGGCCUUCGCCCAGCCCACCGCACAGAAGUUCUUACUGCAAGAUUUUGGCCGGGCGGGAAUCUGCCUUGUCCGGAAGCUACCUCCACAGAAACGAGCAACGAGCUACAUGCAAGAGGAGAAGAUGAAUGAAGAAUUUGAAGAAGAACUGCUCAAAGCCUGGCGUGGCUGGCAAUCGGAAGCAAAGCGCAAUCGCACUGCAUCUGUUUUCGUCUCCCAGCUUCCUCUGGCAGAGAUCGUCAAGAAUGCAGUAGUAGAGAAGACCGCUCCCCUCUUCGCACGAGGACAACAACGAUUAGCGGAUCUCAAAGGAGCCCAGGCCACAGCCAAGAACGAGUCCUCCAAAGCAUCGUCACCGGCAGCAUCCUCAGCCUCGACUCAAACUCGCGGCUCCGCACUUCUCGACCGCAUUCUCGCGAAGCAGACACUCGCCUCUACGCUCCCAGCUGGUCCAACGCAGGAGCAGCUCGAACGCAAAGCCGCGCUUCACCGCGUCGAGGAUGUAGGCCGGGUACUGUCACUCCUCGUCGGCGCAAGAGGGAGACACAGCAUGAGCAUGCCAGCCAUUGUGCAGCAGCUACAGCAGAGCCUGCGGAAUCCGAUCAGCAAGGACGAGGUCCUAAACUGUCUGGAUGUGAUGAGCAACGAGGUCGCACCAGGAUUUGUGAAAAUAGUGCAGAGCGGAAAGGUGCAGGGAGUGGUGAUUUUGAAGAGUGGAAGUGUUGGACACAACGAGUUGAGGGAUCGUGUAGAGAGAGCGCUUGCAUAG